Messenger RNA from Naegleria lovaniensis, 207 nucleotides. RefSeq lists its product as uncharacterized. The transcript is spliced from 3 exons. Lineage: Eukaryota; Heterolobosea; Eutetramitea; Acrasida; Naegleriidae. The coding region runs from base 1 to 207 and encodes 68 amino acids. The record is from RefSeq and is a predicted model, not a curated record.
AUGAGUUUCAACCCAGAGAGCGAGGCUAUGGAUGAAGGAGAUUUUGAUCCUGAAAUGAUGUUGGAUCAAGAGGAAUAUAUGAAUUUUGUUGGAGGAGAGGCCGGAGAAGCCGGAAAGAACAUUCAACAACUUUUGAAAGAGUCGCUAGUUGACAAGGAUUUCUACAAUGAUUUCGAUGAUGACUUUGAUGAUGACGAUUUGAAAUAA